AUGUUACACCCUGGUCUUCUCCUCCAGCCACAGUUUGACGAGGUUUUGCUUUUCCAUCUGCCCACACAGAUCGGAGAACACUACAACCCGUAUGAAGGGAAGGCGCUUCCUAGCGAGCACUUUGUGAACAGACCGAUCUACUCGCCGAUCAACAGGAAGCUGCAGCAAGACAUCACCAACGUGCUCGACGACGAGCCGUCAUCCCUGCACUGCCAUGCUGGGAACUGGAUCAACAAGCAUCCUGACGACAUCCCCAACCUUGAGCUGGAGCCCAUCGGAUACUCCCGUCGCUGGUUGGGGGAAGAGAGGAUGGGAGGGGGAUGGUCGAGCGACAUGUGCCCUCUGUCGGGGGACAGGCACGCCCUGUGCGACAAGUUGAACAAGCUCAGCCUGCAGGAGCCCAGUGAAGCGGAUGAGGACGAGGACAUGGUCGUGAGAAGAGAUGCCGAGGGCAAUGUGCAUCUCAUGCCUCGCAAGAAAUAG
Molecule: messenger RNA, 483 nt
Organism: Guillardia theta CCMP2712
Lineage: Eukaryota; Cryptophyceae; Pyrenomonadales; Geminigeraceae
Exons: 3
Coding region: 1-483 (160 amino acids)
Source: RefSeq, a predicted model, not a curated record